Molecule: messenger RNA, 1005 nt
Organism: Ostertagia ostertagi
Lineage: Eukaryota; Metazoa; Nematoda; Chromadorea; Rhabditida; Trichostrongylidae
Source: the annotation of a GenBank genome assembly
AUGAAGCCUCGGCGGAUAUCAAUACUUCUAGCCACAGUAUCUCUAUACAGCAUAAUUUCAUCAGUAACUCCAAAGGAGCUGGUGUUCGUCCAAGCGAUUUGGCGGCAUGGUGACCGGGCACCACUCAAACUACCGUAUCCCAAAGACCCUUACACGGAAGCCGCAUGGCAACGAGGAUGGGCACAACUUACUAACCCUCGGCGGAUAUCAAUACUUCUAGCCACAGUAUCUCUAUACAGCAUAAUUUCAUCAGUAACUCCAAAGGAGCUGGUGUUCGUCCAAGCGAUUUGGCGGCAUGGUGACCGGGCACCACUCAAACUACCGUAUCCCAAAGACCCUUACACGGAAGCCGCAUGGCAACGAGGAUGGGCACAACUUACUAACGUGGGUAUGAACCAACUCAACGAACUCGGCCGCUAUUUCCGAUUCACGUACAACUUUUUCGUAUCGAAAGUAUACAAUCCAAGUGAAGUGUACAUACGAUCAUCGGAUUCUGAUCGAGCACUUACAUCUGCACAAGCGUUCACAUCCGGUUUCUAUCCAGCCAACGGCAGCUUUCAGUGGCAAGCAGGGGAUCCAUGGCAGCCUAUUCCAAUCCAUGCCAAUUCACCGGGCGAACCAGAUCUCCUUACGAAGCCAACAUCGAUUGCGUGCAAAAAGUACGAUGACCUGGUCGACGCGGAAGACGAUGAACAGGCCAAACGGUUUGACGUCCAGUAUUCCGAAAUGUUCAAAAUCCUUGGCGAAGGAACCGGAAUAGCCAAUUUCUCUUACAAGAAUAUUAACAAGAUCUAUGAUGUAACUCGUGAGUUAAUUCACAAUAUGACUGCGAAACAACCGUCAUGGGUGUUCAAAUAUUGGCCACAGUACAACAACAGGAGUACCAUGGACAUCAUCACUGAACUGCGUACGAUACGCAUGAUCACUAAAUUCAACUCCACUGAAAAAGCCAAUUUUUACAACGGAAUGAAUCGUUCCACUCGCGUGAUGUUCCAAUUAGAGAAG